AUGUUCUCACAAUUGGACCACCACCACGAUUGCCAGCAAAGCACCUCACUGCUGCCAAUGCUGGGCACAAGGCACCAACACUCUCCCAAUCCAGCACCACUGGAGGCUGAGAGUAGACUGUCUGCGGUCCAGUCUGUGGCCCUCUGGCCCCAGGUCGGCCCUGGCCUGGAUCUGAGGGCCAGGGCCAAGGGCCAGAGAAGGCCAGGGCCAAGGGCCGCAUCAUCACUCCAACUCCCACCUCCAACGUCUCCCUUCCACCUCCAAUCUUCCAUCUUCUACAUCAUCAACCUCCUGUCGUCUCACACUGUUUGCCUUUGCCUUGCUGCUCGCACCAUUGCCAUUGCCCCUGCCCUCCCUCACCCUUCAUCUCGCACCGUUGCCAUCACCUUGCACCGUUGCCAUUGCUUGCUGUUGUCUCGCCCCGUCCAUCACCUUGCCCUCAUCCUCACUCACAUCAUUGCCAUUGCCUUGCUGCUUGCCACCCUCAUUCACCCUCACUCGCCCUCAUCUCACCUCCGCCAUCGCCUCCCCCUCACCUUGCUGGCAUUGCCAUCCCCUCGCCUUUGCCUCACUGCUCGCACCAUCACCAUCACCAUUACUGUCACCCCUGCCCUCACCCUCACUUGCUGUAGCUCACCCUCGCCCCCACCCUCACUCACCCUUGUUUUGCCCUCGCCUUGCACUCUCACACCAUCAUCCUCGUUUCACACUGCCCUCGUUUUGCACCCACCCUCGCCUUGCCCCUCACCUUGCCCCUCAUCUCGCACCAUUGCCAGCCUCACUCGCCGUUGCCCUCAUUUUGCACCCACCCUCGCCUCAGAAUGUCGCCCUUGUCUCACACCAUUGCCAGCCUCACUCGCCGUGGCUCACCCUCGUGUCACCAUUGCCUCGCUGCUAGCACCCGCCCUUGUCUCGCUGUCGCCUUGUCACCGCCAUUGCCCUCGUCUCACCCCACCCUCGUCUCGCUGUCACCUCAUAGAAUACCUUCUGUAUAGAGGGCCAGGGCCAGAGAAAGUUGGCCCCAGCCCCAAGAGCCAGGGUCAUGGCCAGCAAAAUAGCCUGCUGAAGAAGGGACCUAUCCCACCCCCUCCAUCCCUUGCAAACCCAUUCCUGCUAAAUGAAAAGCCAACUGCCAAGUCUAAGGACUCUACUCAGCCCCCUGCUUCUCUACUGGUUGUGGAACAAACUGCACAUCUGGAAUCAUUGCUAGACUCUGUUCUGGCAACUUUGGUCAUAAUCCAGGCUGCUGUGACAAUGCCUAUUGCUCUCAGCAACCACACCUGUGAAUCACUGUCAGUACUUGACAAGAUUGCACACACUAGUGCCAGCAAUCAUGCCCUACCCACCAGCCCACCAGUCCAGGAAGACAACCAAAGAAGUCAUAUGUAA
Cyclocybe aegerita is the source of this 1389-nucleotide messenger RNA. Lineage: Eukaryota; Fungi; Basidiomycota; Agaricomycetes; Agaricales; Hemipholiotaceae. The record is from the annotation of a GenBank genome assembly.